AUGGACACCUACAACCCAGACAAACCCCGGAUCACCGGCAUCAAUGCCUUUCGCCCCAAGAACCUCCUUGCCUCGUUCCGCAUCAAGAAGGCCAACUUCAAACGUGGUAUCCAGAGCAAGGAGAACUUCAAGCAGUACCUCCGGACCCCAGGUUCGAAUGCGGAUGCUACAGGGUCGUAUUCCUGGAUCAAUGAUGACCUCCUCCCAACUCCCCCUGAAGCCCGGACCUGGGCCUGGUGGAACUACUUCUUCUUCUACUUCUCCCUGUCCAUGGACAACUGGACGCUGGGAUCGGUCAUGAUCGGCUGCGGCCUGAACUGGUGGCAGUCCAUCCUGAUCGUCUUCUUCAGCCAGGUGCUGAGUUCGGUGGCCAUGGCCAUCAACUCGCGGUCUGGAGAGGUCUACCAUGUCGGAUAUCCCAUCAUCUCUCGCGCAGUGUUCGGCACAUGGGGCGCAUACUACGUCGUCUUUGCGCGUGCCGUGUUGGCCAUCGUCUACUACGCCAUCAAGCUGUACAUUGGAUCAUCCUUUGUGGUGAACAUGUUGACGGCCGUAUUUGGCAACUCAUACCGCAACCUGCACAACUCCAUUCCUGCGUCCGUGGGCAUGUCCUCGGCCCAGUUUAUCGCUUUCUUCCUCUACUGGCUCGCCCACAUCCCCUUCACCCUCCUCCGACCUUACCAGUUGCGCUGGGUCUUCACCCUCAAGAUGUGCACAGUCGUGCCGGCCUGCUUUGGUCUGUUCAUUUUCUGCAUGGCCAACACCAAGGGUAACAUCGGUGGAGGGAUCCCUGGAGCACCGGCUUCGACGUCGACCAGCUUCGCCUGGUUCGUCGUGUACGCCUUCAACAGCGGUCUGGGUAACACUUACAAGGCCAAUAUCAUUACCAACCAACCCGAUUUCAGCCGUUGGGCCAAAUACAAGUACGCCUCGGUGUGGCCGCAGCUGAUCGCCAACCCCAUCAGCGUGACCAUCUCGGCCUCGCUGGGCAUCUUGGCCACGUCGGCGAUCAACCAUUCGUGGGGUCUCGAGCUGUGGAAUCCGUGGGAUCUCCUCGACGCCAUCAUGCAGCGAUACGACACCUCGGCGGUGCGAUUUGCCAUCUUUCUGUGUGCCAGCUUUUGGGCCUUGUUGAUUCUGGGCACGAAUGUGGCGGCCAACAUGAUUCCCUUCGGGGCGGACAGUACGCUGCUGCUGCCACGGUAUAUCAACAUUACUCGAGGGCAGUUCCUGGGGCUGUGUCUCGCGUGGGCGGUCAAUCCAUGGCAGAUUCUCCGAUCGGCGACAGUGUUCCUCAACUUCCUCGGCGGCUACAUCAUCUUCAUGGCCUCGGCCGUGGGCAUCAUGAUCGCCGAAUACUUCAUCAUGACUAAGGGCAACAUCUUCCUGCAGCACCUGUACGACGGCAAGCGCACCAACCCGCACUACUACUACUACCGCGGGUGGAACGUGCAGGCCUACAUCGCCUACAUCGUCGGCGUGGUCAUCCCCUUCCCGGGAUUCUGCGGCUCCCUGGGCGCCAACGUGUCCGAGACGGCCAUGAACCUGGGCCACUUGGGGUGGUGUCUGUCGUUUGUCGUCUCCAUCGCCGUCUACGUGCCGCUGUGCUACUUCUGGCCGACCAAGAACCAGAAGCUGAUCAGGAGCAUGGGCCUGAAGUUCGAGGAGACCGCGCUGGAGGAGUUCAAUCCGGCCGAUCUCCCGAACUUCCACUCGGCCGUCAUUCAUGGGCGCGAGGUCGUGCAUGGAGAGCCGGAGGAGGAUGUCGAGUCGGCAUCGGCGUCGGCGACCGAGAAAGGUGUCGAGCAGAGUACCGUGGUGGCGUCCAAGGUGGCGUGA
Messenger RNA from Fonsecaea erecta, 1839 nucleotides. RefSeq lists its product as hypothetical. Gene Ontology annotation, biological process: transmembrane transport; nucleobase transport. Gene Ontology annotation, cellular component: plasma membrane. Lineage: Eukaryota; Fungi; Ascomycota; Eurotiomycetes; Chaetothyriales; Herpotrichiellaceae. The transcript is spliced from 5 exons. The record is from RefSeq and is a predicted model, not a curated record. Gene Ontology annotation, molecular function: nucleobase transmembrane transporter activity. Bases 1 to 1839 code for a protein of 612 amino acids.